Brienomyrus brachyistius is the source of this 3093-nucleotide messenger RNA. Its product is annotated as angiotensin II receptor-associated protein. Gene Ontology annotation, cellular component: plasma membrane. Lineage: Eukaryota; Metazoa; Chordata; Actinopteri; Osteoglossiformes; Mormyridae. The coding region runs from base 138 to 641 and encodes 167 amino acids. Gene Ontology annotation, biological process: angiotensin-activated signaling pathway; regulation of blood pressure. The transcript is spliced from 5 exons. The record is from RefSeq and is a predicted model, not a curated record.
GUUCGUGUUUGCUUGUUGGUCGGAGGGGAGGCGUUAAUAAAAGUAGUUUGGGAAGUUUCGCAGCGGUUAUUUUUACACGGGAAGAAGGGGGAAAAUACGGUGGGACACGAUCGGCGUCCGUGUCGGACAAAACAAACAUGGAAAUCCCUGCAGUAAACCUGAAGGCCAUCGUCUUCGUGCACUGGUUGCUGACCAUCUGGGGCUGCAUGGCCUCAUGGCUGCCCUCGUCGUACGCCUGGGGGAAUUUCACUGUCCUGGCCCUUGCUGUUUGGGCCAUUGUUCAGAGGGACUCUGUCGACGCAGUGCUGAUGUUUCUGGUUGGGAUGGUGAUGACCAUGCUGACGGACAUCAUCCACUUUGGGAUCUUCUACCCGCUGGCGGACAACCUGACGGACAGGACACGGGACACGUUCCGCUUCAGCGUGGGCAUGGCCAUCCUCAGCUUGCUGCUUAAGCCCGUCUCCUGCUUCUUUGUCUACCAGAUGUACCGCGAGAGGGGCGGAGACUACAAUGUUAACUUUGGCUUUCCCGGUGUCAGCCGGAACCGUGACGCGUACCAGUCCAUCGACCAGCAGGACCAGCCCGUGGGACCAGCCAACCCUUUCAGCCAACCGGAAGACGGCAAGCCAAUGUCGUACUGAGAGAGGCAUGGAGAGACCUAGGCCGAACUGCCACAUUCAUCAGUAUUUGGAGGUUGAACUAUAGUUCCCAGUGAAUUGAAAAGCAUAGGUAGGGUUACUGGCUAAUCCUACUCUGAGCAUUAACCUGCUUGCUGACUAUUUCCAUGUUAAUUUAGUUCUGGACAGUGUUCCUCCUAUGUGUUACAGUCGGUCAGAAGACCAUUCAGAGUUUAAAAGGUUUUAAAAACUGCCAUUUUAGAUUAAAUUAUAAAUUUAUUUGAACUCGUGUGCCUUUCUGACACUGUUAUUAAAGAUGUGGUAGGUGAAAGCGGUUCAUGAUGCAGGCCUGCCAUGCGCAAGGAGCGGGAAAAGGUGGAGUUAAUGCUGUACUGCGGUUCAUGAUGCAGGCCUGUCAUGCCCAAGGAGCGUGAGAAUGUGCAGUUAAUGCUGCACUGCGGUUCAUGGCCGCUUAUGGUGGGCAGUUAGCCUGUGUUGAUGUGUUAUUAAAACAGGGCUGAUAAAAGCUCAGCUUCUGAUUUUUGUAAACAUUCACCUUCAGUGCUGUGUUAGAAUAACAUUUUCAUGUGUGAUGUAUGUGUGAAUCUGUCUGUAGUUUAAAUAUUGGAUGAAAGAUUUGAGUUUGAUUUGAAUCUCAUUUCACCUUUUGGAAAGCUUUAACACUAACUGGUCAUUACUGUAUAAACCCAGAAUUUCAACUGGCAGAUUUUACUAUUACUAUUUUUUGUCAUACUGAAACAGCAGCUGCACUUAUGAGCAACUUUGACUAUGCUGAUGUAUUUCAUUAGUAAGUUUGCAGGGCCACCAGCUAUUAGACGAGGCAGGAACGGGUCAAAUGAUUCUGUAAGAAGUACAGUAAUGGGUCACAAGUAGUGUACAGUCUUUAUACCAUGCACCCUUUGUUUGUUAGCGCUAAUACAGAAUUAUGUCAUAAGCAGUUUAAAGUCUUGGUGCCAUAUGUGCACUUUAACACUCAGGGCACAGAGCUUAACACUUUUGUGACACAGCACCCCCUACCUGUGCUCAGAAAACUGCGCCUUUACUGUGCUUUUUCUGUCAAUCGCUCACCAUCUCUUUGCUGCUUUCGGCCUGUUGCACACUGUCACGCCCUUUAAGGAACUUUCGCAGUUAGGAUUCAGAGCUGCAUCGUGUUCUAUAAGAUUUCUGAAGUUAAAUGUCACCCCUGCCCUGCCCUUCAAGAAAUGUCUACUUGGUGCAGCUGUUCAUCAUUAUUAAGAGUUGUAGUUUAAUAGUACAGAUUCAUAUUGGUGCCAGUUCAUAUGCUAAAAACCAGAGGGCUGUCAAGCUCGGCGCAUGGUUGGCCAUUUCGGCUCUGGUGUCCCAGUCCCAGCAUUUGAGGUCUGUCCAGAGGAAGCCUGUGCAAUGCUUCAAGCGCGGAGCUGUGGGUUCGCCCAUCUGCCCGCCUCGCCUGCGCCUUCGCUGUCUGCGAAGAGUCGCCACGUUUCCCCGUUUAGUCACCGAUGAGAGAUUUGUCCGUUCCGACAGAAGCGGGUCAUUCCCAUCGCUCUGCGUCUCACUCCCCCUCUUUAGUUUUAUUAAUUAAGUAAUCAGCUGAGGAAGGCAGGGUGUGACACUGGGGGGUGGGGGGGGGGGCAACUCCUGUAGUGCACAAGCAAACACCUUCUGCUUUACAUUUAGACAAACCCCCCCCCCCCCCAAGUCAGCUUUCAAGUUGCUUUAGCGAUACUACAGGUCUCCAUAGAAACCAUGUUUCAUCUGCAGGGAAAGACAAUUCUUGUCUACUUUAAUUCAUAUAAGGAUGAGAGAGAAGUGUAUUGCUAAUUGAACUCAUAUCAAAAGUCAUCCUGUUCCUGAAAGAAUACAUUUGAAUUUAUUUUUUCUCAACCUCGCCUGACAAGACUGUUAGAAUUGAUAUGAGUAAAUAUAGAUCAGGUGGCGUCAUUUGAGGUUUUAAAUUUUCUUUCUGAAAGGUUUGUUCAUAAUUAUGUAUAGUUAGUAUUGAUGCUUCAGAAGAUCAGCUGCAGGAAAUCAGUUAUGUUUUAGAAGAUCACUGACAAAGCAGCGUCUGAUCCUUGAAAUGGCCUUAGGCUUGUGCUCGGUACCCUUGCACAUACACAGCUGAGCGGAGGAACACAGCACCUGCUUUUCCUGCUUUCAGGCGUUAUUUUUAUUUCCCGUUACACAUUUUAUUUUUAAAAAAAGGAACUAGCUUUGUUUAACGGACAAUGUGAAAACCCAUUAUUUACACUGACAUUCAGUGCCUUUCGCGGUUUGCUAAUACAGAUUUAUAUAAAACCUAUACUGUACAUUUCUUACCAAAGUUGCCUGUGCUGCUUUCUUCAGGGAACAUGUUUAAAUAUGAGGGUCUAAAACACUGCAGUAAAGAAACUCUCAACUGUAUGAAAGGCCUUCAGUUAUUUUUCUUCACUAUGCUGUAACUCUCUCUAGAAAAUAAACCAUUUCUUUUAAUCCA